GCGAUCCUAUUGGUGAAAAUCACGUGUCACCAAAUGGAUUCGGGCACAUGACUCAUAUGUUGAAAACAUUGGCUAACGGCAAACUUAUUCUGGCCUUGGAGGGUGGCUACAAUCUUGACUCCAUAUCAAAAUCUGCUCUUGCCUGUGUCAAAGUUUUGCUCGGGGAGCCGCCAGGCAAAUUAGGCCCGAUAAUUCCCAGUCAAGAUUGUAUGGAGACAAUCCAUCAUGUUAUUCGUACACAAUCGAAAUAUUGGAAUUGUCUCGCUCCAGUAUAUUAUGCUACUGAAGAUCGGUUACCUGGGCAACUUCUUGUUGACAUGGCGGAGAUGCUUAAAAUGUAUAGGACAAAAAAUUUGUAUUCGAAAUACAAGUUGAUUCCAGUACCAUUAUCGGAUGGCAAAUUAGGACAGCGGUUUACAAAUUUGGCUUGUUGCAGUGGUGAUCUUUAUAAUAAAGAAGUUGUAUUUUUUUUUGUACACGACAUGGCGGAUUUCAGGGCUGAUACACGUGCCACGUCAAAUUCAAUCAAUGUUUCAAAUUCAUAUAUGAUAGACACUGUUUAUUUAUAUAUUGAGACAAUAUUAAACAAUAAUCACGGGAUCAUUGAUGUUGAUAUUCCUCCGAUUAUUAGUCAACCAAAAAAUGAAAAUCAAGAUUUGAGAGAAUUACUAAUAUUCUUAUGGGACAAUCUUAUAGAUGCGUCAAAUACAAAAAAAGUUAUUUUGAUAGGUGCUGGUCGUGGUUGUCGAAGUUUAACAGGACUUAUAAGUGAGAGAGAUUACAGCGUUAUGGAAAAGGUGGUGUGCACGAUCAUGAUACCUGGACCUAACGAAGUUCCAUCUGUAUCUAAAAGAGCAGACCUUUCCACUUGGUAUCAAAGU
Messenger RNA from Funneliformis mosseae, 881 nucleotides. The record is from the annotation of a GenBank genome assembly. NCBI's taxonomy places the organism in Eukaryota, Fungi, Glomeromycota, Glomeromycetes, Glomerales, Glomeraceae.